CGACGGGCAGGUGGAGGCACCAGGCUGCGCGAGACGCCAGUUGAAAAAUGGCGGACUGCGAGAAGGAGGAGGCACACAAUCUCCAAAUGGAGUUCGAGUGGGUGCUCCAUGAGGAAGUGCAUUCCUCGCUAUCGCAGCUCCGGAAUAUAUUAAUGGAAUGUGCUCAACGCUUCCCAUUGGCUCUCUUCGGUAACGAUCAGCACAAUAAAACUGACAGAUUUGUGUUCGCGGCUCCGCAUGAUCAAGUGAAAUGCGUUGCCGUUCUCACAGGCGACAGUAUCACAAAUGCGGAAGUGAAUUUUAAGGUGCAGCGGCAACAGAAUAUUAACAUGAGGACGAGUAUUCAAAGUGAACAUCCAUGGAAGUUGCAACAAAUUCAAGAUGCUGCCAAUCAUUUGCAGCAAGGCAUCGCUCAUAUAGACAAUGUUGACAGGCAUUAUCUUUUUAAGACGUCAGACGAAGUCAUGCAUGUACUAGGUAAUAUCCUGGGCUGCCUUCAGAGGAGCAGGACCAGUUUGAUUGUCCCUAGGAAGAAGACGAUUGACGAUCUCAUCAAGAGUCGUAAUAUGAAAUCUCUCAAUCCAAACCUUCCAGAGAAUUUGGCCAUUAGCUUUUACAUUCAAAGCUACAAACUGGUUUUAGCCGUUUAUCAAUUAGAAAAUGCUCAUGGCAGUGUUAAGUAUGAAACACAGCAAGCGGAAUGCAGUGUGCCGUGGUUGAACGACGCUCUUGUAUUGCUUACAAUUGCUCUACAACUUUGUCAACGAUUAAAAGACAAGAUAUGUGUCUUUUCCCAAUAUAAAGAUUUUACUGUAGGAUCUCGUGUUCCUUCUGCAAUGGGCUGGUAACCUAACACCAAGUUUUCAUAAGAAACUCGAUAUAGUAUGAUGGUACAUAUGCAAGUGAGAAAGAUUUGGCCUCAACUGGUAACAUUUGCUCUGGCCUUUGUUUUUACAUAUGUUAAUUGUUGUCCUUUCAUCGUAUUUCUCAUUGCACUAGAGUGUUUAAACGUUUCUAAACGUUUCUAUAGUGUGCGCCUAGUAUAAUAAUGUUUAUUGUUAAACCACUGAGAUACCCAAUUAAAGAUUCACAUGGAGAUGUGAGUCACUAAUGGAUAAUAACGAAUCACUAUAUUAUUAUAGGCCAGAAAUGGAAGACAGCAUUUUGCCAAUUACUGGUGUGCCUAUCACCAUGUUACAUUGUGUUCUUCCCAUUUCUGUAGUAGUUUUUCAUGAUAUAAAUCUAACUUUGGCAUAUAACGUCUAAAAAUGUGUCAUUUUACCUACAAAUUGAUAGAAAGGUAUUCAAUACAUCUACUGUGAUUCUAGAAAUCUAUGCUGUAAUCCUCUCCUUACUGGAUUAGAACAUACUUUCGUAUGCUAAUUUUUAUUCUCUUUAUUUUAGUUUUUACUGUAGUGCGUGUUUGCGUGUAUAUAUUUACACAAUAUAUUGUGCGUAUAAUCAUCAUAUAGCAUAAGUUUCAACUUCAGUUUAUAGAAAUGAGUUAUUCGGGAAAUAAUGUUUGUUGAUAUCUCAAGCUUUCACAUUUAUUUUAAUUCUAUCAUAAUAUUUAAUGAAAUUAAUUGAAAGAACCAAAUUUCUGUCCAUGUCAGUAAUUCGUUAUCAUAUCAAUAUGAUAAAUCAGCAAUAAGUCAUAGGAAUGUGAACAUUAAAAUCUGAAGUUUAAAUUUAAUAAAAAAAGAAUGACUUUUACUUGCCAGACAACUUAACAUUUGUUUCUAAAUUUUUCAACAAAUUUCGAGAUAUAAAAACUUGGAUGCAAUAAUUUGAUAUCUUUUUGCUAAUAAAAGACAUGGUAGUAUAACUGUGUGUAUAGUUAUGGAAAAUGCCAUUUUAUUUAUCAAAUAUUGUUUAAUGAUAAUAAGUAGACAAAUACCAUGUGCCUCUUGAUUCCGAAUUCCGGAUAAAAUACCAAUACUUUACAUAAUGGUACAAUUUUUGUAAUCAGUAUUUUGAUUACUAAGAUUGUUAUAACAAGAAUAUAAAUAGUAUAUAUACACGUAUUUGAAAAAAAGAGUAUUGCCAAAGAAAAUAUUGCCCUAGGUUAACAGUAGGGAAAGGAUUAAGAAUUAAUUAAUUUAAAAAAGUGCUUAAAUAUAAUAAGUAGAUAGUAAUUCUUUUAGUAAAUUAAAGAUGUGUAGGAAAAAAUUAAUCUUCAUAUGUAUUUUUGUUAUGGUUCUGUGAAAUUGUUUGAAAUUACAUUUCAAAGAAUUAUGGAUAUAACAAAUACAGUCAUUUCAACAGAUUUAACAAAAAAGUUUUUAUGUAGUUUUCAUUGUUGAAAGAAGAAUGUUAAAUUUUCACUCAAGAAUUACACAUUAAGAAAUACUAGCAAAAAAAAUCUUGCCCAAGUCAUUAUUGUAUAGUAUUUCCACAAGAUUUAUACAUAUAUGUUUAUAGAGAUAUAUAAAAAAUGUAAUGUUUAUUAUUUUAAUAAUUUAUAUGCUUAUUUUAAUUAUUUUAUGUGCUUGUCUGUAUUGUAAUCUAAUUCAAGACAUCAGAAACUUGUAAUACUUUAAUUAUUAAAUUUAUAUCUAAGAUAUUGUUUAUUGUUA
Molecule: messenger RNA, 2576 nt
Organism: Solenopsis invicta (red fire ant)
Lineage: Eukaryota; Metazoa; Arthropoda; Insecta; Hymenoptera; Formicidae
Gene: rogdi
Product: protein rogdi
Exons: 6
Coding region: 48-848 (266 amino acids)
Cellular component (GO): RAVE complex
Source: RefSeq, a predicted model, not a curated record